This is a messenger RNA of Piliocolobus tephrosceles (Ugandan red Colobus), 3731 nucleotides long. It is a transcript of the gene SNAP47, whose product is annotated as synaptosome associated protein 47. Gene Ontology annotation, molecular function: syntaxin binding; SNAP receptor activity. Gene Ontology annotation, cellular component: SNARE complex; plasma membrane. The record is from RefSeq and is a predicted model, not a curated record. The coding region runs from base 163 to 1395 and encodes 410 amino acids. Gene Ontology annotation, biological process: synaptic vesicle priming; synaptic vesicle fusion to presynaptic active zone membrane; exocytosis. The transcript is spliced from 5 exons. NCBI's taxonomy places the organism in Eukaryota, Metazoa, Chordata, Mammalia, Primates, Cercopithecidae.
GCGCCUGGGGCUUCGGUCCUACACGCAAGCGCGCGGCUCGCUGCGAUCUUCACUGCGCAGGCGCCGAGGCGUAGAGGCGCAGCAAAACGCCUGUGGAUUACGUCUGGCUUUCCCCAGAGGCAGAAGAGGCCUGGACCUUGGCGCAGACAGACCCAGGAACAGAUGAGCAGGGACAUCUGCAUCCACGCCUGGCCGUGCACCUACUACCUGGAGCCCGAGAGGCGAUGGGUUGCUGGACAACUGUCCUUAACGUUGGUGUCACUCAGGUUCAUGACUGACAGCACUGGAGAGAUUCUGGUCAGCUUCCCCCUCUCCAACAUAGUUGAGAUCAAGAAGGAGGCUUCUCAUUUUAUCUUCAGCUCCAUCACCAUCCUGGAGAAGGGCCAGGCCAAGCACUGGUUCAGCUCCCUGCAGCCAAGUCGAAAUGUGGUCUUCAGCAUCAUUGAGCAUUUCUGGAGGGAGCUGCUGCUGUCUCAGCCUGGAGCUGUGGCAGACGUGUCUGGCCCCAGGACCCGGGGCAAGGAGCUGACGGGACUCAUGGCCGGAUCCCAGAAACGCCUGGAGGACACGGCGAGGGUCCUGCACCACCAGGGCCAGCAGCUGGACAGCGUCAUGAGAGGCCUGGACAAGAUGGAGUCAGACCUGGAGGUGGCGGACAGAUUGCUGACAGAACUGGAAUCUCCUGCUUGGUGGCCCUUUAGCUCCAAGCUUUGGAAGACGCCACCGGAAACAAAGCCUAGGGAAGGUGUCUCUGUGACCAGUUGUGAAGCCUUUGGGAAAGAAAGGAUAUUGAUAAAAAUUCCUGCCAUUAUUUCCCACAGAACAGAGUCUCACGUUAAGCCAGGGAGGCUCACCGUCCUUGUGUCUGGGUUGGAAAUACAUGACUCCAGUUCUUUGCUCAUGCACAGGUUUGAAAGAGAGGAUGUGGAUGACAUCAAGGUCCACUCACCUUAUGAAAUUAGCAUCCGCCAGCGGUUUAUUGGAAAGCCAGACGUGGCCUAUCGUUUGAUAUCCGCCAAGAUGCCAGAGGUUAUUCCCAUUUUAGAAGUGCAAUUCAGCAAGAAGAUGGAGCUGUUAGAAGAUGCGUUGGUGCUCAGAAGCACAAGAACCUCUUCACCUGCAGAGAAAAGCUGCUCAGUCUGGCAUGCAGCAUCUGGGCUGAUGGGCCGUACCCUGCACCGUGAGCCACCCAUAGUAGACCAGGAGGGCACAGCACUGCACCUGCAGACAAGCCUGCCAGCCCUUUCCGAGGCAGAUACCCAGGAACUAACCCAGGAACUGGAGAACGCAUUGCAUCUUCCUCAGGACCCCCGUUCCUGGUCUGGCUUCCCUCACUUCCCUGUCCCUGAUGUCUCUAAUCUAAACUUCCCUCAAUUACUCUGUGUACUCUCCUAGCCGGGGGAAAAAAAUCAAUGGUUUCCUGCGUACCUAAUGAACGUAAGAUAACGAUCUUCACAGAGUGUCUCCCUACUACUUGGAGUAAGGGUAUUGAUCAGUGCAUGACCGCUCUGGCUUCUUUGAGUUCAUCGACCACGUCGGGAGCCAAAAGCCCCAUGUGACUUUGGGGCUCCGCAGUCCCCGGGGGCAGGAGAAGCUGCAUGGACACCGUGCUCUGUCCUGAGCGCACCUGACACAAGUGUUGCUCUCCUGCCUGGCCCCAGUGGGAGUGUGUGAAGCAGGCGAGUUGGAGAGCAGGUUAUGGGCAGAGGGGAUGAUGAGACUGGCCACCCCCAAGGUGACUGGGCUCUGCAGGGGCACUGGAUGCAGCACCCACCCUCCGAGACUAGCCAGGCAGAAGUGGGCCUUGCUUGUGAGUGAGGAGGGGUGGGGAGGCCAGGCUCCUCCCCCACUCAGGCUCUCAGCGUCCCGUGACUUCCUGCUUUUCCAGGCUGUUCAUGUCAUGUGUUAACCACAACGUAGGUAGGAGGUCGAUUUUGGGGGGCUGUGAGGUUUUGUGAUGCUGUUUUUAUUUAUGGCCUUGAUACCAGUCAGCUAGGAGAGCUGAGCUGAGCUGCGUGUUUGGGGAUCUGUGCCUUCACUGUGAGUUCCUAUUAAUCAUGCUGCUGACACCACAUUGCAUGCACUUUCUAAAUGCUGAUCCGUAAGAGGAGGCUGGGAAUGGGGACAACAUGCCCUACAGCCCGACAUCCACACAGCAGGAGGCCAUGUCCCAUGGGCACCCUGGACCAGGUGUGGGGGCCCUGCAUGCAUGUGGCUUGAGGGUGCCCUGUAACUCAGACCUCUGGCAGCUAGGUGGAGGCGGCAUCACAGGGAAACACCACGCCUUCCCUUUUGACCUGUAUGCUCUUUGGCUAACGGGUUCAUGACGGUGAACACCUGCUCACCCACCUCUGUGCACCCUGUCCACCCCCACCCACACCCUCUGCUUUUGCGGGUGAGCCACUCCUGUGCCUAUGUCCCCCAAACUCCCAUUGCACUGGGCAUGACUGCGGAGGACCCAGGACCCUGGGCUGAGCAGGGCCCGUGGCUUCAGAGCGAUGGGGGCAGGAGGCCAUACCAGGCACAGCCCUUGGGGUCCCAGAUCCUCACACCAACCGGUACCCAGAAACCACCUGGGAAACUGCCAGUGCAAGGGGCCUGGCAGGAUAGAAUGCAGGACCCGUGCUGAGGGCUGGAGCCCAGCACCUCACAAGCCCUCCCAAGGCCACUCCCAGGCUGUACCAGCUGAACAGGUCAAGCAGAGACCGAGUGCUGAGUGGGACUUCAGUCUUGGAGGACUCGCCCCACCCUGAGCCUUUCCUGUCCUCCCAGUUGUCGCGUUAAUGAAGGCCAGGUGUGUGGGGCAAGUGCUGGGUGUCAUGGAGGCCCUGGCUGGAAGGUAAUAUGUGUCAUAGCAGUGGGGAGUUUCUCAUUAUUUACUUUGUAAAAAUUGGUGAAAUAUAUAAACACAGAUUUUGCCAUUUUAACCAUUUUUAAGUGUACAAUUCAGUGGGGUUAAUGAAAUUCACCACCAUCGUCCUGCACAGAAACUUUCUCUUGAGACACAAACCCACGUUUCUGCCCCAGCCCCCCACCCACCACUCUGCCUUCCAUGUCUGCUAGCCUGCCACUCUGGGUUCCUUACAGCAGGGGAGUAACGCAGCCCUUGUCCUUUUGUGCCUGGCUUAUUUCACUUGGCAUGUGGUUUUCAGGGCCCAUGCCCUGAAAACCCCUCUGUUGGUGGAUGUGCGAGCUCUUUCCUCUUUUAGGCUGCUAUGGAGAAUGCUGCUGUAAGUGUUCACAUGUGAGCGUCUGUUUGAGGCCCUGCUCUCAAGUCUUUGGGGUACACAGUGAUCCCCCUUAUUAAGGAAAAUGCUCUAAGACCCCCAGGACAUAAAGCUUUACCCCCAUGUUUUCUUAGGAGUUCUGUGGUUUUGGUUUCCUCUUUAGGUUGUGAACCCAUUCUGAGUUAAUAUUUGUGUGCAGAGUGAGGUGAGGACCCAGAUUUAUUCUGUGUGUCCAGAUCGAGUUUUCCCAAUACCAUUUGGUAAGCCAACCAUUCUUUCCCCAUGGAAUGGUCUUGACACCCUUGUUGAAAAUCCGUGAGCCAUAGAUAUAUGAGUUUAUCUCUGGUUUCUCACUUAAUUCCAUUCUGUGGUCUAGUGUCGCUGUUUUGAUUACUGUAGGUUUGUAGUAAGGUUUUUUGUAUUUUUUAUUUUGAGACAGGGUCUCACUCUGUCUCCCAGGCUGGAGUGCAGUGGCAUGAUCUCUGUUCACUGCAACCUCCGCCU